AUGAGUCGUGAGCGGAUAUCUCGGCAGAAGCUGGCCAGAUUGGCGAGUCUCCGAGAACAUAGUGAUGAGGAAUUGGAUUUCGAAGCCGACGGAAUCCCAACGCUAAGACCCUCCCAAAACAAUGGCAUCUUUGGUCUUGAAGAGGACAUGGGCACCCUACGAUUAUCCCCAAAAAAGCAGCCAGCUCGUCAGCUAAAUCAUAAGCCCUCCCUAUCGCCUGGCUUCAUGAUGCAGUUUGUGGAGUCGGAAGAAGACCAUUUGUCCUUCGACAAGGAGUUCAACGAGAAUGAUCUUUUCAAUCCAAGUGACAGUCUCCGGCAAAACAAACAACUCGUGACGCCCAAGGCUAAAUUUUCGCCGGGAACAGCUUCCAAUCCUUCUCCACUUCGAAGAAGGUCAUUGAGCGACUAUAGUGAGGGAACCGACACAGCAAUGACAUCCGAAUUGGACGACGACGACUUCGAGGAGGAAAUAGAUGAUAUCUUUGGUAAAGAAGAGAGCGGGAUCUAUAGCAGUGGUGGCAGAUCCAAUCAAGAGAAUCUCAGCAAAGCGGGGCAGAUACUAUCUAAAAGGAAGGAACAGCUCCAGCGACAGGCGGAGAAGGAAGAGGAAGAAAUGUAUGAGCGCUACAAGCAGCUGAAGCAUGACGAAUCAGCAGUGAAUACACUCAAAUUGAAAGACCUCAACUACGCCAUGUCCAGCCAUCAAAUCAAUCAGGAUCCGUUGGAGAAUGAACACACUGUCAAUUAUGAGUACACGCGUGAUGACCACGAAGCCUUCGAAGAUGGCUUUGAUUUGGAUCAACCUUUGGAUCUCGAGAUCUCGAAAUUCCAUCGUUCUGAUUCAAAGAAGAAACGUCUUGCACGAGAGAUGUCGAUGCCAAAUUUCCCUAAAUCUUUGGAACCAUCGAAACCAACGAAAUAUAAGUCCACUAUGGACUUGGCAGCGUUCACUCGCAAUGAUCAAGCUGCAUUCAAUCAUAAUAAUGAGAUUAUCAAAAGACUCAAUCGCAUGCCCUCCUUCCACAGUCAACCAAGACGUUCAGAGCCCAAGAGUGACGAUCAGAUCAACCACGAUAUGGAGCUUCGGAAGAAAGAACUUCUUGAUAAGUACAUGGAAAUUACGGAGAAGCAAAAAAAGCUCAAUACGAGCCCCAAAAAGAAUAAGCAUAUAUCCAAGGACCACCCUACCAAAAGAAGAGGAGUUGGAUUGGUGAAGUUUCUCAAUCAUGACAGCAAUGUCCCUGCGGUAAGCUCGAAUAACAAAAUGACCUACAAUCCUACAAAUAAACUUUGGGAGGGCAACGAUCAUGAUCUCAUGCGUUUCGAGGAGCAUGAGGAGCAUCAAACGAAAAAGCCCGGUCUUAUAAGGAAGCAGGAUUUCCAGCCCAAGACUGGGAAAAUCCAAGGUAACAUGAAGUACGAUGCGGAAAACUUGCGCUGGGUGAAUAUGGAUGACGACGACAGAGAGAACGAAAAGAUAUUCGAAGAUUUACCAGAUCUUGAACCCAACGACAUUCCGCAGUAUGCCAGAGCCAAUUUGCAAUUUGAUACACAAGGAAGAGGGGUCAGCACCUUCACUCAACGAACAGUCCUGACUGCCUCCAGUGGUCGUAGCUCUGCUACGGGCCAUCAAAGUCUCGGCGAAGAGUUCCAGCUUCUGGCCAAAAAUCUCAGCAGGUUUGAGAAGGAGGAGGCCAAAAUCAGGAGAAAGACGCACAAUUGGUUUGCGCCGAGAGAGCAGUACCGGCUGAACAAGCAGAGUACUUUUAGUGGUGAUUACUUCUGGGAGAUCCGCAAGAUGGUGUGUGAAGAAAAUUAA
Molecule: messenger RNA, 1821 nt
Organism: Candidozyma duobushaemuli
Lineage: Eukaryota; Fungi; Ascomycota; Pichiomycetes; Serinales; Metschnikowiaceae
Gene: BFA1
Product: Bfa1p
Exons: 1
Coding region: 1-1821 (606 amino acids)
Biological process (GO): mitotic spindle orientation checkpoint signaling; regulation of Ras protein signal transduction
Cellular component (GO): SIN/MEN two-component GAP complex; mitotic spindle pole body
Molecular function (GO): GTPase activator activity
Source: RefSeq, a predicted model, not a curated record